UCUAACGAUAUUAGAAGAGCUGAUUUUACUGUUCAACCCGACAGAUUCACUGAGACAGUUAUAUGAUAAUAAAACAAAGCACAUUUUGCGACACAAUGCUUUGUGAAUGUGCGUUAGCUCCAAUCAUUCAUUGUAUCGGGUGUCGUGUCGCAGCAGUAGUGGUUGGGUCACGUACUUCACGUAGCGGCUGAUUCAAUCGGAAGUGAACGUGUCUUUACGUGUUAUUUACUUGAACUACGCAUUACACAAACACCGUAGCGAGUGAGCAGCAGUGUGAAGAAGACCCGUUUACGCCGAACUCGGUUCAGUGACAAUGACAUCUUUCAUUCUGUUGGCGGUUUUACUCACUAGCGUUCACGUGACGACAGCUGGAUCCGCUGCUCACAGGUGCUUCUGUCAGGUCACUGGGGAUCUUGAUGAUUGUGCUUGUGAUGUUGAGACCAUCGACAGUUUCAACAACAAAGAAAUCUUUCCCAAACUACAGAAACUACUAUCAUCUGAUUAUUUCCGGUUUUACCAGGUCAAUCUGAACAACCCCUGUCCGUUCUGGACAGACCACAGCCAGUGUGGACUCAAAUACUGUGCUGUGAAACCGUGCACACCGGGUGAAGUACCAGAGGGCCUUAAAUCUAGCAGUUAUAAGUAUUCAGAAGAAGCUAGUCAGGAUAUAGAGAAAUGUGAGAAGGUAGAGAAACUUGGAGCUGUCAACAGUUCUCUAAGUGAUGAGACACUUCAGGCUCUUGAAGAGUGGAAGAAACAUGAUGAUGAAUCAGAUCGUUUCUGCAUGUUGGAUGAUGAGGACUCACCUGAAUCAAAGUAUGUUGAUCUCCUGCUUAACCCUGAGCGUUUCACCGGCUAUAAAGGACCAGAGGCCUGGCGGAUCUGGAACAGCAUAUAUGAGGAGAACUGCUUCAAACCGUAUUCAGUUAAGCGACCGCUGAAUCCUUUGGUGUCUUACAGUGGAGAUGAUGGUCAGGGGUUCUAUCGCUGGCUGGAGGGCUUGUGUGUGGAGAAACGAGCUUUCUUCAGGCUGAUCUCAGGACUGCAUUGCAGUAUAAACAUACACCUGAGUGCCAGGUACCUCCUCAAUGAAAACUGGUUCGAAAUGAAGUGGGGUCACAAUGUGUCCGAGUUCCAGCUGAGGUUCGACGAGGAGCUGACAGAAGGGGAGGGGCCGAAGAGGCUACGCAACCUCUACUUCCUGUACCUCAUUGAGCUGCGUGCUCUGGCCAAAAUUCUACCAUAUUUUGAACGUUCCACCUUCCAUUUGUACACCGGCCAGCCGACACAAGACAACGAGAACAAGAAACUGCUUUUAGAGCUCCUCCAUGUGGCUAAAUCCUUUCCAUUGCAUUUUGACGAGACUGCUCUGUUUGCUGGAAAUAAGAAGGAAGCCAUGAAACUAAAGGAAGACUUCAAGCUCACCUUUAAGAACAUCUCGCGUAUCAUGGAUUGUGUCGAAUGCUUUAAAUGCAGACUUUGGGGCAAAUUGCAGACCCAGGGCCUGGGAACCGCACUGAAAAUCCUGUUCUCAGAAAGGCAAAUCGAGGCCAUGCCCAACACAAGCAACACCAAUCCAUCAUUUCAGCUCAGCCGGCAGGAAAUUGUGUCUUUGUUCAAUUCUUUUGGAAGGAUCUCAACAAGUGUUAGAGAGUUGAAGAACUUCCGGUCGCUGUUGUCAAAGCUCAAACAGUGACAAAGUCCAUCCAAGUUGGCAACAGUCAAGGACUUGAUGUCUAAUAUCACAUGAAAUGACAGAAUUAUAUUCUUUUGGGUUGAUAAAUUACCGUUUUCAGAAUGAUCUUUUAUACCAGCUGUUGAUAAAUACAG
Molecule: messenger RNA, 1830 nt
Organism: Rhinichthys klamathensis goyatoka
Lineage: Eukaryota; Metazoa; Chordata; Actinopteri; Cypriniformes; Leuciscidae
Gene: ero1a
Product: endoplasmic reticulum oxidoreductase 1 alpha
Exons: 16
Coding region: 314-1696 (460 amino acids)
Biological process (GO): protein folding in endoplasmic reticulum
Cellular component (GO): endoplasmic reticulum; endoplasmic reticulum membrane
Molecular function (GO): protein-disulfide reductase activity; FAD binding; thiol oxidase activity
Source: RefSeq, a predicted model, not a curated record